Molecule: messenger RNA, 1086 nt
Organism: Triticum dicoccoides
Lineage: Eukaryota; Viridiplantae; Streptophyta; Magnoliopsida; Poales; Poaceae
Exons: 3
Coding region: 1-1086 (361 amino acids)
Molecular function (GO): zinc ion binding; nucleic acid binding
Source: RefSeq, a predicted model, not a curated record
AUGGUGCAGAGGUACCCACAGAACAAGAACAAAGGGAAGAACAAACCUGUUUUCAACAAGCCUACCAAGACUACUACCUUCAAGAAGAAGAAGUUCAACAAGGCUGAGCUAGAUUGCUAUGCAUGUGGGAAGCCUGGACACUUUUCCAAGGAAUGCCCUGAACGUGCAGACCGCAGAGGGAAAACAAGCUCCAAGACUGUCAACAUGGUGACCGCUAGCAAUACUGAUGGGUAUGGACAUUCCAACAAGAGAGUGUUGGCGAUGAGCAUGAGGUGCCCCCCUCAGUGCAAGGUUGGCAAGUGCGACAAAGGUUGCCCCGCCGACAUGUGCACGGUGGUCUGCCCCAGCUGCAAGACAGUGUGCUUGUGUGACUUUUACCCUGGCAUGGUGUGCGGUGAUCCACGUUUCACCGGGGGUGACGGCAACAACUUCUACUUCCACGGAAAGAAAGACCAGAACUUCUGCACCAUAUCUGACAGUAACCUGCACAUCAAUGCUCAUUUCAUUGGCAAGCGCAACCCGACUAUGAGCCGUGACUUCACCUGGAUCCAAGCUCUCGGCAUCAGCUUCAGCAACCACCGCCUCUAUAUAGGUGCCCGGAAGACUGUUAAAUGGGACAGCGAGGUUGAUCGCCUUGAGCUCGCCUUCGACAACAUGCCCAUUGACAUCCCCGCAGAGAUCGGCAGGCAAUGGCAGUCUGAUGUUGUCUCAGAUCUAACCGUCAUGAGGUCUGCCAUGACCAAUGGCGUGAGAGUGCAGCUCAAGGGUGUAUUUAACAUCAUGGCCAACGUGGUGCCUAUCACAAAGGAAGACUCCCACAUCCACAACUAUGGAGUGACUGACGAUGACAGCCUUGUACAUCUUGACAUCAGUUUCAAGUUUCAUGACCUCACGGACGACGUCCAUGGCGUGCUUGGCCAGACCUAUCGCACCGACUAUGUCAACAGGUUCAAUGUAAGCGCCAGCAUGCCUGUCAUGGGUCGCACCGCCAACUACUUAUCCUCUGACAUCUUCUCCGCAGACUGCAAAGUUGCUCGGUUCGGCCACCACGCAGGAAUCUCCACGGUUACUGCCAGGGUCAAUUAA